UUUUGUGGGCCGUACGCAUACAAAUCAAUGGCAGAUAGGAUACAUGCGUACGCGCACUUGUCCUCGCCAAACAAAACAGGCUCUUCCUCUCGCUUUUGAAGAGCCUCGGUGGUGGUCGCGAGUGCAGCCGCCGCGCCAGUCUGCGGCCGAACAUUGCGGCGCGCGCGCAUUCGACGUCAUUGAAUUUUCACACGCGUUGCUAUGACAACCGCGUAAACAAAUCGAAACCGUAUUCAAAACACUGGACUUUGUUGUGUUGUGAUCAAGUUUUUUUUGUAUGUUAUUGAUAAAUUUGAAUUAAAAAAAAAAAUUAAAAGAGAUUCAAAAUGGAAAAGGAGAAAAUAGUAUUCAAGGGUUCUCAUCCGGACAGCCUGUAUAGAGUGCCGGUAGACGAUGAUGUCGGCUCCAGCAAGCUGGUGAGGGUGCUGCGUAUGUUACGAUGGCCAGUAGCGCUGCUGCUCGUGUGCGUCGCUCUGGCUGUCUUUGUUUACUUCCUCAUGCCAGACAACUUGGAGUCUGACCUCGACAGAGUGAACUCUACGUAUUGGAUGUCGGACCCCAUAGCUGUGGAGGCGGUACAUUAUGAUGGACCUCAGGAAACCAAGGCGCCAAGCACGAGAGCACCUCUGGGCAAGAAAGAUAAGCAGCAAACUACGACGCCAAAUCGUACUCGUACUGGACCAAAGAUAUCGGAAAUAGAUUUCUACGAUCCAGUCAAUGAUAAAAAUGAAGUUACUUCAACAGCUACGUCCGGGCAAGGAGUUCCGACGAGGAAGUUACCUGUUCCUCCGGUAUUUCCCAGCCAUAUCACGCCAGAGGUACAAUAUGGCAAUGAGAGAGCUGACAUUGACAAGUUAAGGACUCCAAAAGUAUUAGAUGAAAAGAACUUGCUACCCGAAGACUCAACACUAAAACCACAUAUAACACAUAAACCUGAAAAGCCUUUAGCAAUCUCGUUUAGAGAUGCAAUUGCUAUUGCAAAUCCAAGUACGGAAACCAUAUUCAAAGCAGAAACUAACAAUGAUCUGAUUAAUUAUGGAGAAAAGUACACAACUAUUGUCGAUGAAGUACCUGUAAAGUCGCAUCCACCGAUUCAAAAGGAUCAUCGGCCGUUAAACAUACAAGAAUAUAUAAACAAUAUUAAUAAUAAGCAAAAUCAAGUAGUCAGAGAACCAGAAGCUGAGGAAUACUACGGCCAGCAACCGGUGAACUUUGACGUCAAUUUCACUUCAGGUCAUUCCAAAAUUUUCGGCCUUUCCAUCGAAGAUGUAGGGAAGAUGAGAACGACUACUCAGAGCUCAACAUACAAUACCCGGGUGUCGCCUACAUUACCCACAUGGAAAAACAGAGACGACACUACCACUAAAAAGUAUCCUGUUAACGUAAACUUAGAAGUGCCACAUUGCCGCUCGACGCGCCUGGCGCUCUGCCGCGGGAUCCUACCCUAUGACUUGGCCGGACCUCCCGUCAGCAUCAAUGGCGUAGAAGCGACUGUGCUGAUGCCGCAGCUAGAGUAUCUGGCUGCGACCAACUGCAGCGAACGCGUCAGCCAGUUCGCCUGCGCGCUGCUCGAGCCUGAAUGCAGUCCGGUCUCGAGCCCCGGACAGAUGCCUUGUCAGAACUUAUGCAAAUCCAUCGUGGACAGUUGCGAAGGUUUGAUUCCACAAGAGCUAGGGUCAAUGUUUGACUGCGAACAAUACAGCAAUAGCCAAUGCAUUGCUGCCAGGGCUCCAUGCUCCAUGCGGGAGUUCCCCUGCGGAGACGGGACUUGCAGACUGCGGGACUGGGUGUGUGAUGGAAACCAGGACUGCCCCAAUGGAGAGGACGAGGCCGCGUGCACUCUGUGCGCCUUGUCGGAGUUUCGCUGUAGUUCUGGCGGCUGCAUCCUCAAGCGGUGGCUGUGCGACGGGUACUUUGACUGCCCGGGUGGAGAAGACGAGUCAAACGAUAUGUGCGAGAACAGAAGGCGAGGGGGUGCGGCAGUGGGAGGAGGGCGCAGGGUGGCGGUGGCAGGGGACGGGCGGGAUGUUCGCGAACCGGGUGAACAGGGCGAAGGAUCGGCGCCCGCGCCUACUGUACGCCGUCUUAGCAGGAUGCCAGAGCUGCAACAAACUGGAGACAAUGACAGCAGCAAGGAAUUACUAAUCACCAGCGACAGUAGCAACGCUUUGAAGAGAAACUUUACUCGCAGACCCUCUCCCUCUCGACUGACGCCGUAUUCCCGGCCCAUGAUGAAAUCUACAACCACAGAAAAACCCAGCAAACCUGCUGACGAUGGUAUGAAUGAUAUUCAGAAGACUUCUGAUAGAAUAAGCCAACGAAAUAAGACAUCUACGAAAAAAACAAAUGACAAUGAGUCAGGAGAAGACGUAAAUAUGGGUGAUCUAUUUUUCGAAGAGUUUCAAGCUGAUAAAGAAGACAAGGGAUCACAGAAAUCUCCAGAGAUUAGCCAAUAUGAGCCGAAAAUGCCAUCAGCGAAGGUGAGAGCGCCUCGUCCGCAAGAAGAGGUGUCUACUUAUAUCGACAAAUCUAAGAAUAAGCUUGACAGAGUCAUAGAUGGCGCUGCUUUGAUGAAGAAAGUGGCUAAAGAUGAAGAAACUGAGGUAGUUCCCGCGUCUCUGGAAAUGAACAGCACCAUAACGGACAAACCUGACGAGCUCCCGACUCUACCAGACGCGCCAGAGUUCAUGGGCUCCAUCCACCGCGCUUCCCCUUGUCCCAGCGGGGAACUGCGAUGCGUGGAUGGAAGGUGCAUCACCCUGGAACAACUCUGUGAUGGCACCAUUGACUGCUCGGAUCAUGCCGAUGAGGACAAUUGCUACACAUGAUUAUACAAUGUGCAUGAACCGAGUGUUAUCUGAUCUUAUGAGUGAAAUGAAUGAGUUUGAGGUAGGACACAAAAUAACAGACAUUUUGGGCUUAAUAAGAAAUAAAAAUGAAACUUACUUACCUGUUUAUUAUUUUAUUUUUUUGGAUUAUCGAGGCUGAAUGUUUAAAUCGAUUUUAGGAUUUAUUGCGUGUAAAAUAUAUUUUUUGUUUUAUUGGAACCUCCGCGGAAAAAGCUAGAGUUACUGUCGCCAUUAAGCUGACAACGAUUAUAAUUUGUCAGUUAUUAAACUCAUUUUAUUUGAACGAAUUUCCGGUAGAUAUAGUACUUGUAGUCUUAGUACUUGUAGAAUGUUAUUAUGAAAAUAUAAUAUGUAUUAUUAGGAAUAUUUUAAUUUAAUGUAAUUAAUGUUUACCCUGUGAUAAAGCAACGCAUGAUUUUAUAUCCGUCCGUACUUACUACCUAUGCCUAUAUAUACCUUUAUACCUAUUAUAGUAAGUAUUUUUCACUAUAUCUUUUUUAUAAAUAGAGUAUUUAAGUAUUCUUAGGUAAAAUGUUUUGGACAAUUAAUAACUGAUUUAUAUAUUUAUUCGAUUUUUAUUUGCCACUAGACUUCUUUGAAAAG
This is a messenger RNA of Amyelois transitella, 3452 nucleotides long. RefSeq lists its product as uncharacterized. The record is from RefSeq and is a predicted model, not a curated record. Gene Ontology annotation, cellular component: plasma membrane. The transcript is spliced from 10 exons. Gene Ontology annotation, molecular function: protein binding. Bases 327 to 2828 code for a protein of 833 amino acids. Lineage: Eukaryota; Metazoa; Arthropoda; Insecta; Lepidoptera; Pyralidae.